This is a messenger RNA of Dendrobium catenatum, 1984 nucleotides long. RefSeq lists its product as uncharacterized. The record is from RefSeq and is a predicted model, not a curated record. The transcript has a single exon. Gene Ontology annotation, molecular function: protein binding. Lineage: Eukaryota; Viridiplantae; Streptophyta; Magnoliopsida; Asparagales; Orchidaceae. The coding region runs from base 106 to 1770 and encodes 554 amino acids.
AUGUAAUUCUAUUAUUUCCAAGAGGCUGCCUUUCUGUACCAGCUACUGCUACUCAUUAAUCCUUUAUCUUCCUCCUUCGCCUUGGUCCCCUCCACUCUUAUCGCCAUGAAACCGCCGGAAAACCAUCAAAGUCAACACCUUGAAGAGUGCCGCCACCUCCUCUCUUCCCUCUCAGAAUCAAUCCCUGCUGUACGCUCUUUCCUAGGCCGAUGGGCCGCCGUCUCCGCCACGCUCGGUCGCCUUCGCCCCGCCGUCGACGAAAUCGCCGGUUUCCCAGCCAACGAACUCUCUGACGACUUCCUCUGCUUCCUCUCCCAAACGCUCGCCCUCACCCUUUCUAUCUCCAACCAGUGCCGCAACCCCGACCCACCCGCCGGCCGACUCCAAACUCAGAGCGAGCUCGCAGCCGCCGCAGCUUCUCUCGACCAGCUCGCCGCAGACGCCGACUUUCUUCUCCGCUCCGGCGCCCUUCUCGAUCCCUUAUCACCUCCUUCCUCCUCCUCCCGCCGUGAAACCUUGCGCGCCGAAGCCCAAUCUGUUAUCAUUCGUUUACAGAUCGGAACCGUGGCGUCACGGAUUUCGGCGCUCGAUUCGCUGAUGUCAAUUCUCAAUGGAGACGACAAGAACGUGAUUAUUGCCGCAGCACAGGGCUUGGUUCCAGCGCUCGUUCGGCUCCUCGAUUUCGCCUCACUUUCCCAUCCUGAAGUCAGGGAGAAAGCCGUGGCGGUGAUUGCUAGGGUUUCCUCAUUGGAGAGCUGCCGCCAUCUGCUCGCCUCCGAGGCCGCGUUUCUCGUUAGCCACCUCUCUCGCGUUCUUAUCGAGCCCGACGGUGUAGGAUCCACGAAAGAGAAGGCCUGCUUCGCUCUCCAAGCUUUAACCAUCCAGAAAGACAUUGCUAUGACCGUCGGCACAAACGGUACAAUCUCUAUUCUUCUCGAAACCUGCCGCUCCGGCACUCCUCCAGCCCAGGCCGCCGCUGCCGGCGUCCUGAAGAACCUCGCCGCCGUUCUGGAGCUGCGGGAGAAGCUGAUCGAGGAAAACGCCGUCCCCGUUUUUGUCAGAGUUCUUCAAUCAGGAACAAUUCAAGCUCGGGAAAAUUCCAUCUUUUGCUUAUCCAAUUUGACCACAGGGGAAGAUAACCAGACUAUAAAGCUCACUAUUUUACAACAGGGCGUUCUGGAUUGUAUCAGAGAUUACUGGGACAGCCCCGCCCACGACAACCGAGACCUCCGGCCUGCCAUUAGCCUGCUUCGCAACCUAUCAUCUUCAAGUGUUUUUUCAGAAAUCAUUCUCUCUUCCGGAUUCCUCCCACGGAUAAUCCGAGCACUGGAUAGCUCAUCCGCCGGAACCAGAAUAGAAGCAAUCAGAGCUGUUUCUGAUCUAACCCUCUUCUGCACGAACAAAGAAGGAGUAGAGUACGCUAUGCCGAAGAUUGUUAGGAUGUUGGAAGCUAAGGGGGCAGAGGAAAAGGAGGCGGCGGUGAAAGCUUUAGCCUCAAUGAUGACAUUUUCAGUUUGCAGGAGAUUGAUGAGGAAGGAUGAGAAGGGAAUUCUCAAUCUCAUCCUGCUCCUCAACUCCUCUGUGGAGAAGAAGCACAUAGUCACAGUCUUGCUCGCCGUGGCACAGAGCAGGCGUUGCAGGAAGCUAAUGGUGACCUCUGGUGCUCGUGGCUUGUUGCCAUGGCUUGAGAGUAUGGAGGUGGAAGGCGCCAAGAAGCUCUCGGAGCUCUUGGCCAAAGGUAAGCUUUUGGGUGUAUUUCCAAGAAACUGAUCUAGUCUAGUUUAAGCAUAUUUGUCUGUGAUUAUGUGUGAUUAGAUCUUCUUUUUGUUCAUUUUUCUGUACUCUGUACAUGUUUUAAUGUUACAGGUUUCCUCUUUCUUCAUGCAAAUGCGAAAUAAUGUAGAGAGAUGUUGAGGAAGAGCUUGAUUCUAAGAUGUAAUUUAAUUGUUCAAUUACUAAUAAGAAGAGAAUUGUUGUGUUAAAA